Penicillium samsonianum is the source of this 3144-nucleotide messenger RNA. RefSeq names its product Mg2+ transporter protein CorA-like/Zinc transport protein ZntB. The record is from RefSeq and is a predicted model, not a curated record. The coding region runs from base 1 to 3144 and encodes 1047 amino acids. Gene Ontology annotation, cellular component: membrane. Gene Ontology annotation, biological process: metal ion transport; transmembrane transport. The transcript is spliced from 2 exons. Gene Ontology annotation, molecular function: metal ion transmembrane transporter activity. Lineage: Eukaryota; Fungi; Ascomycota; Eurotiomycetes; Eurotiales; Aspergillaceae.
AUGGCCACAGGGCGAGCAUAUGAUCCUGACUUCUCACAAUCAGAGCCUCCCGCUCCCCCUCAAAGCCAGCUUUUAUCAGGAGAUGCACCGAGCUCAUUAGAAGAUCUUUUGCGCAAUGGCUCUUCUACAUAUGGCCGUGUUUCAGAAACAAACGGGUUGGCCCCAGUCGCAUCCCGCACACUCGGUGAUAAUUUGAAUUUAGAGGAAUCGGUCAAUAUUGAUGCCGAGGAUGACAAUGGAUCUCAACCUACCCAAGAUAGGACCUCGCGACCACCCACUCCAAUAGAUCCGUCUACUGUCCCGCUGCCUGUAUCCAGACCGCCAUCCAAUAUCUCGCUGCCUGUAUCAAGACCGCCAUCAACCCAAAGGCCACGUCAAGGAGAUCGAAUGGUUGAUUCAGCACACGUUGCUCCUCACGCGAUAGAAGAAAUGCGUCCACAACCAUACAGAAAAACCAUUAAAAACGCGGGAAAGGUGCUAGAACAUAUCAAAAAUGGAAGUGUCGGGAAACCUUCCCGUCACGCGAAGACUUCAAUCACGUACUACGACUAUCGCGACGAUCUCAUAUCCGACCCAACACACAUCGAUGAUUCAGCGACUAUCGCAGCCCUGUGUCAUGUCCCAGAAUAUGUACAGCAAAGGCUUAUCUUUGUGGAAGACCUUUCUAAACCCAUGAUAGACAUGUUGGGUGAAAACUUCAGCAUCAAUCCCGAGUUCUUCGAAGAACAUUUACUGAAUUCUGGCUAUGUCGACGGGAAAUAUGACAGUCCACCGGCUCGAAACUGGAGCACAGCAUCAUUUGAGAAAUCCUACAUAUCCUUCAGGUGGAUUCGACCAAUUUAUCGACGUCCAACUUACUUCUCAAGCGCUGACCUUGAAGAUCUGCUUGAGGACAGCGUGACACAUUUCACACGAGGAAGGUCUGUUACGACGGAAAUCCUCACGAAUAUAUUCCGGCUAGACUGGGGCUUGUGGACAGAUCCCACAACGACAUCGAUGAUGAAAAGAGUGUGUGGGUUAGAGGAGAGAGUGUCAAUUUGGAGAAAGAAGCUCAUUAAUCAAAACACUGAGAUUGUAAUCGUACUUCUUGACCCUUUGCCGGAAAUAUCUGAGACAAACUAUUCCUGGACAUCAGCUGGUUCUCAGCGGGAGAAUGACGAGAGUAAGGACAAGAAGAAAAAGGAGAAGAGGAAGAAUGAUGAUGAUGAUGAUACGUCGGACCGGCCCUCGAAUGAACUCAGUGAACACUGGACAUCAACUGGUUCUCGGGGAGAGAAUGGCGAGAAUGAUGGUGAUGAUGAUGCGCCACACCACUCCUCCAUGGAAUGGAGUCAAUACCGGACAUCAACUGGAUCUCAAGGAGGGAACAGCGAGAAUGAUAGCGAUGAUGCGCCACACUACUCCACGGAAUGGAGUCAAUACCGGGCAUCAACUGGAUCUCAAGGAGGGAACAGCGAGAAUGAUAGCGAUGAUGCGCCGCACUACUCCUCCACGGAAUGGAGUCAAUACCGGGAAUCAACUGGAUCUCAAGGAGAGAACGGCGAGAAUAAUAGCGAUGAUGAUGAUGUGUCGCACUACUCCUCUACUGAACAGAGGAUGUAUAUCGAAGAGCUUAUCAUGGAUGAAGAGCAACCACAACGUGUCAGGGAUGAAAGUUCAUUUGCUAGGUCCUUGGGCUGGAUCCUUGGUAGAGAAAAACGAAGAAACUUUAGACCUGGAAAGAAGGUCGAAGUACUGAAUGUUAUCGUUGAAAAGAAGAAGCCCAAAGUACUGAAUAAAGUCAUCAUUGAGCAGAUAGCUCCCCGCCAAGCAGUCUCAGCCGACCUAGACAGCGUAUUUCAAAUAUUGCAGUCGAUGGCAGAUUUGCAGGAAAAACUCCAGGAGACCAAGUCAACCAAAUCAGAGAUCUGUGACGCUCUCGGAAUGCACCAGGGACCAGUUAGUCUGCUCAGGCCGUUGGUCCGAAUCAUCCAACAAGACACCAUGACCCUUCUCAAUCAGCUGCGACAGAUUCUUGACGAAAUAGAUAUCGAGAUUCUAAACGACAUCAAGAUGGAGGAGAGAUUGAGCUUAUGGCGACAGAUCAUCAACCGUGCUCAGCGAGAGCUUCCAGAUCUAAGAUAUUCCAUGGAGCCAUUUAUUGAGUUCCUCAUAAAACUCCAUCCUUUAACCUCUUCCUUGGAGGUUGCAGCCAUGGGACUGGAAGCUACGCAAGAUAUGCACGAACUUUGGAAGAGCAUUGAUCACAUCAUUGUUCGACUUCAAAGAACAUCAGCGUCUUUGGCAUCCAAUAUGGGUCUUCUGGAGAGUCGACGCUCGAUUGACGAGGCUCAUGCUGUGGCAAGACUCACCGAACUCGCCUUCGUUUUUGUCCCGAUGUCUUUCGCUGCCUCUGUUUUUGGCAUGCAAAUCGAACCAUUUGCAAAUCCAGUUCCUAUCAGUAACUUUUUUGCUGUGGCUGUUGGCGUGACAUCAUUUGCUUAUUUGAUGCGUAUGACCAUGCGCAGCCAUUGGUUGACUGCUCUCAAGGAAACCGUGAGACAAGAUGUCAGGAAAUAUGCAGCGAGGAAUGGUCAACCUGUGCAACCUCGAGCGCUUCCGAUGCUUCUGGUCUUUCGGUCAAUAGCAAGUCGACUGAGUACCAUCAUUGCUGGUAUUUGUAAAUGGGUCGUGCGAAGAACCCGUUUAAUAGCUGAAAAGAUCUGGGGUACGUUCGGCUUCAUAAUCAGCUUCUUUUUGUUGAAUGGCGUUGCAUCGGCGAUACCGAUCGGGGUGCUCUGGACCCGCGAGCUUGAGUCAAAUGUCCGGGUUUCUGUCAGUAUUGCUAUCAUUUUUAUUGUUAUAGCCACUGUGGGGGUUCCUUUCUGGGUCAGAUCCAAGCCAAAGUUUCGAAACGCAUUACCAAAGCUUGUCAUGGAGAGAGUGCGCCGGGCACCUUGGCAGGUUAGAAUGGCCUUUAUAUAUCUGAUCUUGACCACGACAUUCAUUGUGGUGCCUUUGGCCCUCAUCUGGACACGCCCGCUAGCUAUUGGCAUCAAGAGCGGGCUGACCGUGGGUAUUGUGAUGACGGUGAUUCUAAUUAUGCUAACUUUCAUCCUUUUGGGUACCUCCGGACCAUAUCGAUCAACGCGUUUUCAUAGAUAG